ACCCGCUGUAUCCAACGAGAGUGGAUUUUCAACGAGCCCGAGAGAAAAGCGGAGACGGGUAGACAUCAUUUCUCUCUCAGCUUCUUUGGACUAUCCACACGAAGAGGCAAAGAGCCAACAAUUAAAGAAAAAAAAUAUCUUUAUUUUUUCUGAACUAGGAAUAUUAUCACCUACAUUAAUUCACCAAAUUAACCAUGGCCGACACAGCUGUUGACACUACCGUAACUGCAGAGGUUACAGCCAAGGAGCUGAAAGAGAAGAAAGAAGUAGAAGUGGAGGAGAAGAAGAAGGAGAAGAAGGAGGAGGAAGAGGAGGAGGAGAAGACGACCGACAACGGGGACGCACCUGCCAAUGGCACAAACGGUGCUGAUCACAGCGACAAAGCGGAAAAACCAGAAGAAGAAGAAGAGAAACAUGAAAAUGGGGAUGAGAAAGCAGAGGAGGCGCCCCCUGCUGAAGAGACUGAUGCACAGCCUGUGAAGCGUGCAGCUGAAGAGGAAGAGGAGAAGGUGGAGAAGGUGGAGACAAAAAAGCAGAAGACAGAGGAAAAUGGAGAUUCAAAAGAGGCAGAAGUGGAGGCUUAGGUCUCUGCUCUGCUACUUGUUUGCAGCACUGUCUUACCAGCCUGGUCAACAUCGUGUUGUAGAGCUUGUGCUUUCUGUACCUUUUGAGAAACAUUUCUUUUUGUUUACUCCCAUGUUAUCACAUUGCACUGGAGUCCUGAAACGUAGUGGCCCUGCAUCCUUUUUUAUGAAAUGUUAUUUAUUGGUCUUUAAAAUGAGCUUCUUUUUUUUUACUUGUACAAAUAGGGCCACAUCAUGAGAUCAGUUUUUUCAUUUCUUGAGGUUUUAUAUCGGUAUAUUAGAAGCACAAUCUCUAUUAUGUCAGUGCUGACCAGAUGAUUCAUUCAUACAGGCAGCUGCUCACCCCCUCCAAGGCUCAUGUUGACCUCUCAGAUUCACUUAAAGGACCAAAGAUAAGUUUUAAGCAGGGGCUAAUGGACAGUUGUUAGCAUUAUUAGUUGAGGCAUAAUUUCUUUGUGUUGAGCUGCUACUUAAUCCUUGGCUUGGCUGCCCUGUUAACAUAACAGAUGGUGCAAAUGAAUGAAGGGGCUGUCUUGCUCCUCCACGAUAAGAUUACUUGAUCUUGUUUCACGGAGGCAGGAUUUUGCAAUGUUAAUUAACCCCUCUUAAAUCUUAAAGCUUUGGUCAUUUGUUCUGUAUGCAUUCCACGCAAGUUUGUACCAUUUAUACUUUUUGUUUUUCUUACGUUUUCAAUGAAUUUUAUGUUAUGGCUGGGUAGCCCAGUUUUGUGUCCAAGACUGCCUUUUUCAGAACCAGAAUGACAUUCGGUUACUUCAGCCACUGCUUUGUAUAUUCUGAUUAACAAAUAAAUUGUCUUUUUACUUAA
Larimichthys crocea (large yellow croaker) is the source of this 1410-nucleotide messenger RNA. RefSeq names its product parathymosin. Bases 195 to 584 code for a protein of 129 amino acids. The transcript has 5 exons. The record is from RefSeq and is a predicted model, not a curated record. Lineage: Eukaryota; Metazoa; Chordata; Actinopteri; Sciaenidae.